AUGCAGCUAGAAGUGGUCAAAUCACCUCCUAAGUUACCAGUUGUGGGAGACGACGGACACGCUGCCCGCCGCCGCCGACCUCCGCCGCCGCUGACCUCAGCGCCGACUUCACUCCGUCCGACCAUCAUCUACCGCACGACCAACACCCAUUGGAGAGCCGAUGACCGAACAGGAAACAAAAAAUUUGCCCAUCCCAGCCGUCGAAGGCUCCUCUACCACAUGACUGUCCCGCCGCACGCCACCGCCAGCCUCCGCCGCCGCCAUCAACACCCUGUCCGACAUUUCUCUACUGCGCAAUCAACAAUCACUCUGUCCAACCUUUGUCUAUCGCCUCUGUUGUCCGGCGAGCAUCCGUCUCUUCUUGUCCCGCUGUCGACGUCCGGCAAGGCCCCGAAAAGCAAACGCCCUGCCAUGUCGGAGAAACAAUUGGAUUAUUUUGGGAAUUUGGGGAUUGGGUUUGGGGAUCGGAUUUGGGGAUUUACGUUGGGGAAUUCUCAAGCAUCUCCAAUAGGGCAGACAAACUAUCAGUCAAAUUCAUCUGGGGUGGCCCAAAGAAUGCAGCCUGUGGCGACUCAACAAUUAUUUGAAGAGGAAAUCAGUGGUACUGAUGGAGGGGAGCCUAUGUCCAGGUUAUGUGUUUUUAGUCCUAAGGGACAAAGGGAGGGGCAGGGGAGAAAAGUGGAUCUUAGCCAGGAGAAAGAUGCUCUGAUAGUGCACAAAAUCUUGGAGCAACAUAAGAAGGGUCAAGGGAUGGAAAUGGAGGAACAGAGGUAA
Molecule: messenger RNA, 774 nt
Organism: Striga asiatica
Lineage: Eukaryota; Viridiplantae; Streptophyta; Magnoliopsida; Lamiales; Orobanchaceae
Source: the annotation of a GenBank genome assembly